This is a messenger RNA of Anastrepha obliqua, 1220 nucleotides long. RefSeq lists its product as uncharacterized. The record is from RefSeq and is a predicted model, not a curated record. Bases 81 to 1055 code for a protein of 324 amino acids. NCBI's taxonomy places the organism in Eukaryota, Metazoa, Arthropoda, Insecta, Diptera, Tephritidae. The transcript has 2 exons.
AAGCAGAAGAAGUGCAGGGUAGAAGGAUAUAUUGAAACAAGUGCGAGCAAGUGGAAUAUUUCAAGUGAAGGUGAAAAAGAAUGAACCAUUUACAAGUUCUGAUUGCACUCACAACACUACUGUGUAGUGUAUUUGGUGCCAACGAAGAUGCCCAUUGGGUGUGGUCCAAGCGAGGCGACAGUGAGCACCGACCACGUCCUUUUCAUAAUGAAAUUUCAGCCAGAUAUCAGGGCAGUGCACUAAGGCGUAAUGCGCGCGCACGCGAUCGCGAACCGACUACUAGGCGCCCACUGCCGGGCCAACCACAGAACGACGAAAUCGACGACUAUCCAGAUGAAGAAGUAAAUACAAAUGUUGGCACACGCAAUUAUCCUUACCCGCCCUUCGGCAAUGGGCAGCAGUUUGGCAUAAACAACUACCCGAGUUUCGGCGGUAUUGGGGGCCCUGCUGGUGGCGGCAAUGGCAUUUUGGUUGGACCUGGUGGGCCAACGGGUAUAAUUGGCCGGCCUCAACCACAAUAUCCGGGUGCGUUUCCCUCAAACGGCUUUAUAGGUCAACCUGGAGUUGGAUUUCCAGCACAACCAGGCAUUUUCGGAGGCGCUAAUGCGGGAGGAAGUGGAUACUUAGGACCUGAAACUGGUCUAAAUCCUGGUUUUGGUGGACAAUUUGGCGGAGCGGGUCAAUUUGCAAGCGGGCAAUAUCCGGCUGGUGGUCAGUACCCAAUUGGCGGACAAUUUGGGCUAAACGGACAAUAUCCCGGAGCUUUUGCGGCAGGCGGUACACAAUAUCCUGGUGGUCAGGCCCAAGGCAACCAGUUUCCAGGCGCACAAUACCCCAGCGGUGGACCACAGUACACCGAAGGUUAUGGGUUUCCAGCCUAUAUCCAAUACUCAGGAGGAAGUCCCUUCGGCUAUGCCACCACUUUCAAUGACAAUGAAAACACAAAUCGAAAGCUAGAAGCGGAGGGGAAGAGUGCAGUCAGAGUGAAAAGUAGCAAACUAACCGAUCAAGUGGAUGACAAGAUCACCAAAGGUUUCACCAAAGUGCCGAAUUAGACGGAUUAUCUAUAGCUGUAAUGUAGUGUAAAUAUAUUUAAGUAGUUUUAACUUUUUAAGUAAGAAAUGUCACACUCACCUAUGGUAGUUAUAACGAUGAUCGAAUAAAAAAGUGAGCCAGCAAAGGUCCAUUGCGACUUUCGGACGUCCUCAUCACCAUCCCAA